This is a messenger RNA of Poeciliopsis prolifica (blackstripe livebearer), 7379 nucleotides long. RefSeq names its product glutamate decarboxylase 2 (gene gad2). Gene Ontology annotation, biological process: GABA shunt. The coding region runs from base 562 to 2319 and encodes 585 amino acids. Lineage: Eukaryota; Metazoa; Chordata; Actinopteri; Cyprinodontiformes; Poeciliidae. Gene Ontology annotation, cellular component: cytoplasm. The transcript has 16 exons. Gene Ontology annotation, molecular function: glutamate decarboxylase activity; pyridoxal phosphate binding. The record is from RefSeq and is a predicted model, not a curated record.
GUAAGUUGUGCGCUCCAGGGGAACGAAAUGUUGGGGGUGGACGGAGUCACGACGCGCCACGCAACGCGACUCGUCAUGACCCUGGAGUGAAUCACGUAGGAAUUUCUUUGCUGACGUGAAUUUUUCUGCGCGGCUGCGGGUGUUUGAGUAUUUACAGACAUCUGUGUUUGGUUCCUUCCACAUCAACACUUGAUUUUCUUCUUCUUUGUUUGAAAAGGUGCAACGUUUCAUUCAGAACUUCCUUUGUGUUUUUGGUUUGUUUUCUGUUUUAAUCCCUGCGCGCACAUCAGACGCGCCGCUGUUUUUUCUCUUUCUUUCUUUUUUCCUUUUUUUUUUGCGGACUUUUAUGCGCACACGCUGCUCCAUGCAUCCCGCACCUGUGGACGCUCUUUGUGUUUCGUGUUUUUGACGCGCUCGCUCCCACGCCGCACGGAGCGGUGAGUCGGAUGCGCCGCGGCUCUCCGGUCACAUCCAGCGCCGCAGCGGCCGCGAUCAGCUGCGUGUGGAUGGGCUCUGCGCCUGCUCCCCGCGCCUCCCGCACCUCCCAAUAACCGGCGACAAAUGGCAUCACACGGCUUCUGGACCCUCGGCGGGGAAAAUGCGGGGGCCAACACCGGGAGUCAAAGCCCCAGCACCCCCAGGGCUUGGUGCCAAGCAGCUGCCCAGAAAUUAUCCGGAGGAAUUGGAUCAAAGUUAUGUGCGCUGCUAAAUGUCGGAGAAGGGGAGAAACCCGCCGAGCCCGCCGCCAAGCAGCCGCCGCAGACCGCUGCGGGAAGCUGCGGCUGCAACAAAUCCUGCACCUGCACCAAAAGCACCGAUGUGGGCUUCUCAGACCUCUACUCAACAGACCUGCUGCCUGCCAUGGACGGAGACACCAAAACGAUGACCUUCCUGCAGGAGGUCGUGGAUAUUUUAAUGGCCUACAUAGUCGAGUCGUUCGACCGGGAAACGAAAGUGAUCGAUUUUCAUUAUCCCAACGAGCUGCUGCAGCUCAACAACUGGGAGCUGCAGGACGAGCCGGCCACGCUGGAUGACAUCUUGAUCAGCUGCCGCGCAACUCUCAAAUACGCCAUCAAAACAGCGCACCCCAGGUACUUCAAUCAGCUCUCCACAGGAUUAGACAUGGUCGGGCUGGCAGCCGAUUGGCUCACAUCCACGGCCAACACCAACAUGUUCACCUAUGAGGUGGCGCCUGUGUUUGUGCUGCUGGAGUACGUCACCUUGAAGAAGAUGAGGGAGAUCAUUGGCUGGUCGGACGGGCGAGGAGACGGCAUUUUCUCACCCGGGGGUGCUAUUUCCAACAUGUACGCCAUGCUGCUGGCCCGCUUCAAGAUGUUCCCUGAAGUGAAGGAGAAAGGAAUGUCGUCCGUCCCCAAACUGGUGGCCUUCACAUCCGAACACAGCCAUUUUUCCAUCAAAAAGGGAGCGGCGGCGCUUGGCAUUGGGACUGAAAGCGUGAUCUGCAUCAAAGCAGACGAAUGCGGCAAACUGAUCCCUGCCGACCUGGAGAGGAGAAUACUGGAGGCGAAACACAAGGGGUUUGUACCGUUCUUUGUGAGCGCGACAGCUGGGACGACCGUGUACGGCGCCUUUGACCCGCUCAUCGCCAUCUCUGACAUCUGCAAAAAGUACAACAUCUGGUUUCACGUGGAUGGAGCAUGGGGAGGGAGUCUGCUCAUGUCCCGGAGACACCGGUGGAAACUGGACGGCGUUGAGAGGGCCAACUCUGUGACCUGGAACCCUCACAAAAUGAUGUCCGUCCCUCUGCAGUGCUCCGCCCUGCUCGUCAGAGAGGAGGGUUUGAUGCAGAGCUGCAACCAGAUGCACGCCUGCUACCUCUUCCAGCAGGACAAACAUUACGACCUUUCCUACGACACCGGGGACAAAGCGCUGCAGUGUGGACGCCAUGUGGACAUCUUUAAACUCUGGCUGAUGUGGAGAGCGAAGGGAACCAUCGGCUUCGAAGCCCAGAUUGACAAAUGCUUGGAGCUGUCGGAGUAUCUGUACAACAAAAUCAAAGACAGAGAAGGAUACCAGAUGGUGUUCGAUGGGAAGCCUCAGCACACCAACGUCUGCUUCUGGUACCUCCCACCGGGGGUCCGCUUCCUGGAGGACAAAGAGGAGAAGAAGAAGCGCCUUCACAAGGUGGCUCCAGUCAUCAAAGCCAGGAUGAUGGAGUACGGCACCACCAUGGUCAGCUACCAGCCACAAGGCGACAAGGUGAACUUCUUCCGCAUGGUAAUCUCCAACCCUGCUGCUACCUUCGAGGACAUCGACUUCCUCAUCGAGGAAAUCGAGCGACUCGGCCACGAUCUUUAAGACUCCUCUCGCCAAAUCCUCCUGUACUUUCCCUCGUUGAUGGAUGAAAUGUUUGUCAUGAAUGUACCGGUAACCAUUCUCAUUUCUCUUUUCUCCUGUAAAGUCUAAUAUUUAAGAGUAUAUUUAAGAAGAAAAAAGAUGUAUUAAUAUAUUAUGUACUGCAGCUUUUUCUGUGGACUGACUCGGUCCAGCGCUAUGUAAAAGUGCUUCUGUCCGCCUUUCUUAUGGUGUAGUCGCCGCAAGAUUAGUGUCAUCAGUGUGACUUUAUAUGUAUUUUUGUGCUAUGAAAUGCUUGUGCAAUAAGUCGAUGAGGGAGAUCUGAGAUUUUUGGAUCAUUUCUCAUUCACAGAGUUUGUUGUUAAGUGCCAAAUGUUGUUGUGUUCUAUAGUAACAUUUAAAAUUUUAAACAAAGAAAGCACUAAUCUUUACCUCAGCUUAAUUAACUGCCUGUACAGCAGGGGGUAGAGUCCAGUCCAUGAAGCUGUUUCAACUAAAAUGCAACAUUUAAAUUAUACAUUGUUCUGAAUAUCACUUUGUUUUCCUCUGCUAGACAAGUUGAAAACACAAAACUGCCGAAUUACCCAAACAAGGCCAGCAGGUGCCGCUAAUGUCAACAUGAAUUACCCUUAAGCAAAUGUUUUGGGUGAUUUUCUCAGCAAAUUCCACUAAAGUUGGAAACACUUCUUUUUUUAUUGUUCCUCAAUGGAGCCAAAAGGACAAAGAUUGUUUUUCCCCUUUGUAAUUUAGUAGUUUUGCUUAUUGAAGAGUCAUCGACUCCUUUACCGACUAUAAAACUAUCAGUUCCUUUUGUUUUAGUGACUAAAGUACAUUUAUACAAACCACAAAAUAUGACUGCAAUAAUUAAUAUCUACCAGCAGGAGGCCAAUUAUAGUUAUAGGUUUUGAAAAUCAUCAUAUCUCUAAUAUUCUAAAAAAAAGCUAAAUAUUAAUCAGAGAGUCAAAGUCAAUCGAAGUCCAAAAUAUAAUAUACAGAAAAUAGUGCACAACAAAAAUUAUUAAUGAGUUUUAAAUUUAUAUUUGAUUUCUUAUAUCCAGAAUAGACCAAAAAUAUUCAAUGACGAGUUAAAGUAAAAGCACUGAUUGAAUACAUGUGAGCAAAUGGUUGAUAUGGGUAUAAAGUGGCAACAAAUAUGGUCAAAAGAAGGUAAAAAAAAAAAAAAAAAUUGAGGAAAAUGCACCCAUGUCCCCAGAUCAUUUACUACUGCAACUAAAAUGGCUACAGCAGUCAUUUUUAUGUUUAGCACAUUGUUAAUUCUUAGAGUAUUGUUCACUCUGUGCAAAGUAGACUGUUUUAUUGUUAUUUUCCAAAAUUCACCAAAAAUAGUUUCUUUAAACCAAAACAAUGUUUUGUGCAGGAGGUCCAUCAUAAAAUCUCAGUUUUAGUGCAAGCAACAUAAAAAUAAAGAUACUGCACCUAAUUAGGAAUGCUGGCCUAAAAAAAAACAAAAUGUUGUUGAAUUUCAGUGAUCAUGAUGUUGGGCUUAAAACUACAAGUUAAAGGCCAAGGCACUGGAAAGAUUACCAAUUUAAUACUGGUAGCUUCUUGGUACUUUUCAAACUGGAUCUGGUGGGACUGACCGACCAUCCAAUCAACCAACCAGUAAACCAACAAACCAACCAUUAAACUAAUCAACCAACCAAUAAACCAACAAACUAACCAAUAAACUAAUCAACCAACCAACCAACCAAUAAACCAACAAACCAACCAACAAACCAAACAACCAACCAACCAGUGUUUCCAUAUUGUUAAAAGGUUCAGGGUAGUUCCAAUUGAUAACUGUAGUAUGACUUUAAUCAGAGUUUAAUAGUUUAAAUUGUAAGGAAAUUAAAGACACUUUAAUGUAUUUUAAUGUAUUCAUUUAUACAGCUUAACUCUUUUUCUGAAAGUCUGUUGAUUGUGUUUAGGUUUAGCUCCACCAGCGUCAUAAUAAAUUUUCCCACUGACUUUUACAAAUGUGUGCAGAUGAUCUUAAUUAGUCCCGCAAAAACAGAUUCAAUUAUAAAUUCAAUAAUAAAAAAUAGAUGAAAAUCAGAAAUGUGAAAUGUCAGUAGGCCUGUCAGAAUAGCAAAUUUUGCGUAAUCUUUGGGUAAAACUGUAGAAAAAAAAAGUAAAGUAAAGUGGACAAAAUAAAUAAUUUACCACUGUUUCUAUGGACCUGCUUGUGUAUAAAAUCAAAACUAAAUUAUUUUAACUUCAGCUGAAAAAGGCCAAAUGUUCAUUUUAGCAUCUCUUCCUUAUGUUUAGCACUUAAGAACAAAGCUUUAAGCAGAAUUAUCUUAAAGGCAGGGCAAUAAUAAUAAUAUUACUGUUUUGGUCAGAUUUGGAUACUUUAACACUAGACAUCACUUGCACUAAAUUAUUGUGGAGAGCAACUCAAGCAGCAACUGAGAUUGCUUCUGUUUUCAUUCACAAGCAAUAUUUAAGGGUCCAAGCUACAUAUCCGCAAAAUCUUGCAAAGAAGUAGUGAAGUAUCAGCGCACGUUAACGGAAGAUAAUCAAGUUUCCACAUGAUAACUUAGAUAAUAAUAAUAAUAAUAAUAAUAAUAAUAAUAAUAAUAAUAAUAAUCAUCUGUAUAAAAGCUUAUUGUAGGCAGGGUUAGCUGUUGAAACUCUGGUUUUCUUUUAAAAAGCAGAAGUUUUGUAGCAUUUUCAUUAGACCGAGGUAGAAAAGCACAAUUUGCUCAACACUAUCACUUUGAAACAUAGACUGUAAAUACAACUACAAGAUGUCCUAAGUGCAUAUCUUUGUGUAUACAUAUUAUGUAUAUAAGACGUAUAACCAGAGACUAUUUGUGAGGUAAAAUUGUUCAUAUUUUCUCUAUAUCUGAUAUAGAUGCCCUGUAUUUUCAUCUCGUCGCCCCAAAAGGCUUUACUUUUCACUGUGUGUGUGUUUGUGUGUGUGUGACUCUUCUAGCUGUUUCAACGACAACUUGUUUCAGGGACUGGCUUUUAAAAGAACAGACAGAUUUCACCUCCACGUUCUUCAUUGGUAGGUGUGAAACUCUGGCGUUAGGGUUUUAAAUGAAUAUGCAAAGCCACUUUUUGACUCUGAAGCUCCAUGUUUUUCUGUGCACAAGUGAAACUCGACUGUAUGUGCCGACGUGUACCUUAGCGUGUUUGUGACUGUGUUGCCUUAGUAGAGAUUUUUCAGUAUCGUCUAGUUGGCCUCCAGAAAAAAACAGGAGGUUGUGCACUUUAGAGUAUGCGACCUAAAUAACGUGCAGUGUCUUAUGGUUGUUUAUGAUUUAUUGUUAAAAAAAAAAUUCUCGGACAUAAUGUAACUGGAGCUCUUUGGUCUGAAUGUGAAAGGAAUUAAGGGUCUGUUUUAAUUUGAUUUUGUAGAUGAAAAGCUUAUGUUGCCACUUUUUCCCUAAGUGGAUCUGUUGUGCACACUGUGACAGAGACAACAUCAGAUUCAUGCCAGCUGACCUCACUGCGGUGAGCCGGAAAAGCCAGACACUUUUCACAGGGUUGCGGAUUCUGGUCACAUGACCUGAACUCAAGUCACAAAUCGAAUGACUUCCUCAUGAAAUGGUGAAAAAUUCAGACUUUAACAAAAAUGUUGACUAUUGACUGAAUUUAAUUUAGGGCUGAAACGAUUAAUCAAGAGUGAUUAAUAGAAUUAGACCCAAUCCAAUCAGAUUAAUCGAAUCAUUAAUGCAAUUAAUCAUAGGUAAACGUAAUUAAUACAAUUAUCUGUGAUUCAUCAGAUUAAUUGCAAUUAAUCUGAUGAAUCAUGAUUAAUCGAUUACCAAAAUAAUCAACUUAUUUGACAAUUGAUUAAUCGCUAAUUGGAGUAUAAAGACUCAAUAAAAUACCAUUUUUCUGCAAGAACAACACAUAGAGCAGUAAUUAAGCCAAAACUUUACAAUAUGAAUAUAUUUUUCAUUUAAGAUAAAGAAAAACUAACCGUUGUCUGUACAUAUAAAUAUAAUUUUUUAUAACAAAAACUACUUCCCCUUUAAGACUUCAUAGAGAAAGGAUAUUGUGAUGACUUCCUGUAGGCGGAGCUUCAAAAAGAACAGGAGCUUCUUAAAGAGACAGAGGCCCAGUUUUAAAGCAUUAAAUUGACUGUAGGUAUCUUAGUCACUUGUGCUAUAAAAUGGCACUUUGUGCCUGGAAAACAAGCUACUGCCCCUUUAAUUUUGCACUUGACUUAAAACUUGCUUCAGAUUGCUAUUUCUGACUCAGGACUUGCACUGUUUGACUUUGGACUCAACCCGGGACCAACACGGGUUUUAUUUGGGCUCUGACUUGAGUGUGAAGGUGACUUGUGACUCGCUCCCGUCUCUGCUCGUUCCUCUUGCUGCUCUCGCUGCUGCUACACUCGCGCCUCUUGCAUGUGCAUGCGAUUCCCUGCCUCUCCAGCUUGUGCAGUCUCCUAUAUAUCCAUGUGCAUAUAUGUAAACUGUAUGUAUAGCUCCUGUAAUUAGCCUAAGUGUCCUACAUAUUCCAAUAUUUAUAUAUAUAGCUUAGCUUGUAGAUUAGUGCACUGUCGCUCUAGCCUUUACAUGUAAUCUUUGUGUCUUGGGCUUCCUGUAAAGUCUCUCUGUGCUGCAAGCAUGCCGACCUCGCUUCGCAUCGUUUUCCUCUCCGUGCUUGAUCUGCCUUUCUCUCUCUUCCCUCUUUCUGCUUGGAAACUGUCGCUGCUUUCAGUGUCUUAUAUAAAUAUAUAUAAAUGUAGUCCUUCAGCAUGUCUUUUUAAAAGCUUUACUCUGCUCUGACCUUUUCUAUCUUUCUCCUUCUGCUUCGCCCUCUGGUCAGCAGUAUAUCUCCGCGCUUUCCUCUUAAUGUGUCUCGGCGACCUGAUGUUACUCUGUUUCUGUGCCUCAAACGGUAGAUUAACCCAGAAGGACACAAACAGACCCUGCUUUCUUGUUUAGGUUCAGCGUUUUUCUUUCCAUUGUUUCAUGAGGACAAAUACAAACCCUACUGUUGUCCUCAAAGAAGAGGUCAACUCUAAAUAUGUACUCUGCAAACAUGUCCUAAACUACAUGUUAUUCUAAGAAAGAAGAAGAAAUAAAUAUAACAAGACAACA